CCCGCAUACGUCACGCCCCGACAGUUGCAAAACUCUUGAGCCACCGCCACGACUCCUGCGUAACAUACUCGCUUCCCUGCAGGACAAGAGAGAGAGAGAGACACCCAUUUAGAAGAUGAAACAGAGAUUCUCAUCCUUGGAUGUCAAGGUCAUCUCCCAGGAACUCGCCUCGCAGUUAGUCAACCUGCGAGUUUCGAACAUCUACGACCUCUCCUCCCGAGUCUUCCUCUUCAAACUCGCCAAACCCGACCACCGCAAGCAACUGGUCAUCGACUCGGGCUUCCGCUGCCAUGUCACGCAAUACUCGCGCGCCACAGCGACCACCCCCUCGCCAUUCGUGACGCGCCUGCGCAAAUUCCUCAAAUCCCGCCGUAUCACCUCCGUCGCCCAGAUCGGCACCGACCGCAUCAUCGACUUCUCCUUCAGCGAUGGCGUCUACCACCUGUUCCUCGAGUUCUUCGCCGGCGGAAACAUCAUCCUCACCGACCGCGAAUACAACAUCCUCGCGCUGUUCCGGCAGGUCCCCGCCGGCGAGGACGGCCAGGAGGAGACCCGCGUUGGCUUGCCCUACACGGUGACCAAUAAGCAGAAUUACCAUGGUAUCCCUGAUAUCACGCUCGAGCGGGUGAGGGAGACGGUGGAGAAGGCGAAGGCCCUGUUUGCGAAGGAGGACGGCGCGCCGAAGAAGUCCAAGAAGAGGAAUGUCGAUGUGCUGAGGAAGGCUCUGUCGCAGGGUUUUCCCGAGUAUCCGCCGCUCUUGCUGGAUCAUGCGUUUGCCGUGAAAGAGUUUGAUCCCGCGACUCCGCUUGACCGGGUCUUGGGGGAUGAGGCGCUCUUGCAGGAGGUGGUGGCGGUGUUGGAGGAGGCGAGGACGGAGAAUACCAAGUUGUCUGUUGUGAAGAAUCAUCCCGGGUAUAUUGUUGCCAAGGAGGAUGCUCGAUCUGUGGCGUCGGCCGAGGGGAAGGAGGAUGCGAAGAAGGCGCUUUAUGAGGAUUUCCACCCCUUCAAGCCCCGUCAGUUUGAGGGGAAACCGGGCGUGACGAUCCUGGAGUUCGAGUCCUUCAACGCUACGGUGGAUGAGUAUUACUCGUCGAUCGAGACGCAGAAGCUAGAGUCCCGGCUUACGGAGCGCGAGGAGGCCGCGAAGAAGAAGCUCGAUGCGGUCAGACAGGAGCAUUCCAAGCGCAUCGGUGCCCUGAAAGAUGCCCAGGAGUUGCAUAUUCGCAAGGCGGGCGCCAUUGAGGACAAUGUCUACCGGGUGAAGGAGGCCAUGGAUGCCGUUAAUGGGCUGAUUGCGCAGGGGAUGGAUUGGGUGGAAAUCGCCCGGCUGAUUGAGAUGGAGCAGGGCCGGGGGAACCCCGUGGCCAGUGUGAUUAAGUUGCCGUUGAAGCUUCACGAGAAUACUAUAACACUGGUUCUGGGAGAGGCGGGUGAAGAGCAGGAUGAGGGCGAUGCGCUGUUUUCGGAUGAUGAGUCGGCGUCGGAGGACGAGGAGGAGGAAGCUGAGAAACAGGCUCAGCGGGAGUCGAAGGCGCUGACUGUUGAUAUUGAUCUUGGGCUGUCGCCUUGGGCUAAUGCGACGCAGUACUACGAACAGAAGAAGGUGGCUGCUGUCAAAGAGCAGAGAACCACGCAGUCCUCGACCAAGGCGCUCAAGAGCCACGAGAAGAAAGUGACAGAGGAUUUGAAGAAGAAUCUGAAGCAGGAGAAGCAGGUUCUUCGGCCUGCUAGGAAGCUUUUCUGGUUCGAGAAGUUCCUCUUCUUUAUUUCGUCGGAGGGAUACCUGGUGCUAGGUGGCCGCGACGCUAUGCAGAGCGAGACCCUCUACCGCCGUUAUCUGAAGCCAGGUGACAUCUUCGUGCAUGCGGAUCUAGAAGGCGCUACGCCUAUGAUCGUGAAGAACCGAGCGAGCUCGGCCAACGCACCCAUCCCUCCUAGUACUCUCUCACAGGCUGGUAACCUCUGUGUUGCCACGUCCAGCGCUUGGGACUCCAAGGCCGUCAUGUCAGCAUACUGGGUCAACGCAAACCAGGUCACCAAGACUACGACGGGCGGCCUUCUCCCCACCGGCGAGUUCAAUGUCAAGGGCGAGAAGAAUUUCUUGGCCCCUUCACAGCUUGUCCUGGGAUUUGCGGUGAUGUUCCAGGUCAGUAAGGAAAGUCUCCGAAACCACAAGACCCUCCGAUUCGAGGAGCCUGUGGCCGCGGAUGUGUCUGCGGGGGCAGCUGAGCCCGGAAAUGAGGUCGAGGAGAAGCAGCCUGUCGAGCAGAAGACGGAUGCCGAGCCUGAGAGCCCGGUUGAAGCCCAAGAAAAAAAGCAGAGCGCGGAAUCUGAGGAGGUUGAAAAUGAUAUCACUGUUCCAGCCAGGAACCCGUUGCAACGCGGGUCAUCUGAGCCUGUUCAGAGACUGGAUGAACCCCAGGAUGAACCAGACGAUGAAAACGACGAAGAGCCAGAAUCGCCGGAUGGUGACCACGAGGAGACAGAAACAACCCAGACGGUAGCAGAUGAAGCGAAUGAUGAAGAGGGCACGGCCUCACAACCUCAGGAUAAGCGACAGCUGUCUCCCAAAGAAAGACGUCAGCUCAGAAAAGGAAAGCCCAUCGACACGCCGGAUUCUGGUGCCAAGGAAUCCAAAGAAUCCGAGGAGAGUCAAUUACUCGCAACCCACGGGAACGGGACUAAAUCAACCAACACCAGGCAGGUGAUCCCUCCUACUCGGGGCAAGAAGGCCAAGGCAAAGAAGGCAGCAGCCAAGUAUGCGGACCAGGACGAUGAGGACCGUGAAUUGGCUCUGCGUUUGCUGGGCGCCAAGAGCGCCAAAGCUGAAAAGGCUGCCGCAGAGGCUGAGGCCAAGGUCAACCGCCAAAAAGAGGCCGAGGAGCAGAAGAAACGCCGUCGCGCCCAGCAUGAACGUGCCGCGGAAGCGGAGCGUAAACGUCAGGCUCUCUUUGAAGAAGGCGGUGCCGAUGAGGACGAAGACACCGUCGCCGCAGAGGCAGCGGACAUGGAAUGGAUCCCCGCGCUGAUCGGCACUCCUCACGUCGACGAUGAGAUCCUUGCUGCCAUCCCCGUAUGUGCUCCGUGGGCCGCCCUGGGCCGGUACAAGUACCGAACCAAGCUGCAGCCCGGCGCGGUGAAGAAGGGCAAGGCUGUCAAGGAGAUUAUAGGGCGGUGGGUUGCGGAGACGACCACCGGUAAGGUCAAGAAGGAGCACGCCGAAGACGCUGGGAUUGACCGUGCGGCGGCGGAGAAGCUCCGCGCCCAGGAAGGAGACUUGCUCAAGGGGUGGAAGGAUACGGAGGUCAUCAACACUGUGCCCGUUGGCAAGGUCCGCAUCAUGGGCGGAGCGGCGACCAGUGGAGGUGACAAGGGCAAGGGCAAGGGUGGUGGUGGUGUCAAGCUGGUUUUGCUCUUCUCCCGCCUCGUCGCUGGCGGUCUCCCGCGCAGCUUUGCCAGGUUCUUCGCUUCCUCCACCACCAUGACGCCCAACGCGUCCACCCGUAUCGUGUCCGUCCGCCGACUCAACAAGGAAGGCCCCGGGGAUCGAUCCCUCGCGGAGUGGUGGACCAGCGAGCGCGACAACAAGACCCCCGAAUCCGUCGCCAUCGAGGAAGCCGCCCAUCUCCUCCGCACCAGCGACAUCCCCGUCGCCUUUCCUACAGAGACGGUGUACGGUCUGGGGGCAGAUGCCACGCGCAGUGAUGCCGUGCAAGGGAUCUACAAGGCGAAGCAGCGGCCGUCCGACAACCCGUUGAUCAUCCACGUCGAUUCGCUGCAGAUGUUGGAGCGCCUCCUCAACCCCGUGCAGGAGAGCCCAACCCGCGUCACCAAGACCGCUACGAACGGCAUCCCCUCCAUCUACGAACCCCUGAUCUCGCGCUUCUGGCCCGGCCCCCUCACCAUCCUCCUCCACAACCCCUCCGGCUCUCCCCUCGCGAAGGAGGUCACCUCGAAGCUCACCACAUUCGGCGCGCGCAUGCCCUCGUCACCCCUCGCACGCCUGCUGAUCCACGUCGCCGACCGGCCCCUGGCGGCUCCCUCCGCCAACGCAUCCACCAAGCCCUCCCCCACCGCAGCGGAGCACGUAUACCACGACCUGGAGGGUCGCAUCGAGCUGAUCCUAGACGGCGGGUCCUGCGGCGUGGGCGUGGAAAGCACCGUGGUCGACGGACUAUCCAACCCCCCGGCAGUCCUUCGACCGGGCGGGAUCGGCAUCGAAGAGAUCCGGGAGUGUCCCGGGUGGGAGAACGUGGUGCUCGGCUACCACGACGGCACGCUCGACGUGAAGGAGAUCCCGCGGGCGCCCGGGAUGAAAUACCGACACUACUCGCCCAAGGCGCGCGUGGUGCUCUUCGAAGCCGGCUCGAACGAGCAAUCCGUCAUGAAGCACAUCCGCAAGGACCUGGAAGACACGGCCGUGGGCGCGCACAUGGUCGGCAUGGUGCGCACGCGGAACUGGAGGCGGGGUCUAGGUCUCCUCCCCGAGGACGAGAUCCAGCAGACCCUGAAGACCAUCCCGUCCCUGGUGGACGAGCUGGUGGGGUUUUCUGUCCCCGUGAAAGACAGGGUCAAGGGAUCCGUCGCCGCCAAGGAGGCCUUCGACUGCUUCCUCGGCUCCGAUGUGAAGGCUAUCGCCCAGGGCUUGUUCUCCGCCCUUCGCGCUAUGGAUGAUAUGGAGGUCGACGUUAUCUAUGUAGAGGGCAUCCCUGAUAACCAGGGUGAUUUGGCCGCCGCUGUCAUGAACCGGCUGCGCAAGGCGGCUGGGGCUGAACUGCGGGUCUAGAUUUGAUGAUCGGGGACGCACUAGACUUCGCACAUCGCAUUAUUUUCUAUAUAGCUUGGGUUGCUUUUGUGCUGGAUAGAUGGUAUAAAAGAUCGGUUACGAAUUUGAAUGAUUAGAACAUUG
Molecule: messenger RNA, 4909 nt
Organism: Aspergillus heteromorphus CBS 117.55
Lineage: Eukaryota; Fungi; Ascomycota; Eurotiomycetes; Eurotiales; Aspergillaceae
Exons: 5
Coding region: 116-4786 (1556 amino acids)
Biological process (GO): rescue of stalled cytosolic ribosome; ribosome-associated ubiquitin-dependent protein catabolic process
Cellular component (GO): RQC complex
Molecular function (GO): ribosomal large subunit binding; tRNA binding; double-stranded RNA binding
Source: RefSeq, a predicted model, not a curated record